AUGCAGGAGCAGCUUGUGACAGAGGAGGAGGCGCUGCCUCCGCUGCCAUCAUCGCUGGCGCGCCGGCGUCGGGAGGGGCCAGCGGCGACGAGGAAAACUGUCAGGGGCGCCAAGCAAGCCAAGGCGCAGCGGCCUGCCAUUGUUGUUGCCAGGCCCGGCGGGGCCGGCAGCGGCGGCGGUGGCGGCGGCGGCGGCGGCGGCGGCGGGGGUGCUGGUGCUGCAGUGUCUGCGGGCCUGAUGGCUCUGGGCCUGCGCGAGAUCGCGGCACCCCUCAUCACCGCCCCGGACGCCCUGUCCGAGGCCGCAACGUCGGCCUUUGUCGAGGUUGAGCGCGCCGCGGAGGCUUUGGGCCUGCCCGCCGCGCGCAUAAACCAGGUGUGCCGCGCGGUGGAGGCGGAGGCACGGCGGGGCGCGGCCGGCUGCCACGCUUUCUUGGGGAUGACCUAUCGGCGGCUGCGGCGCGCCUGCAACACGGGCGACGCGGAGGCGGCUCGCGAGUGGAUGGAUGAGAUCAUGGCACGUGGCGCUGACGCACGGUGA
This is a messenger RNA of Monoraphidium neglectum, 540 nucleotides long. RefSeq lists its product as hypothetical. The record is from RefSeq and is a predicted model, not a curated record. Lineage: Eukaryota; Viridiplantae; Chlorophyta; Chlorophyceae; Sphaeropleales; Selenastraceae. The transcript has a single exon. Bases 1 to 540 code for a protein of 179 amino acids.